AUGUUAGAGAAGCAUGAAUUUGAUGUGAGAACACUCAUUCGAGGCUCACGAAGUCCUGACCCGAAAAUGCCAAUACUACCUUUAAAUAACGAUGAUAGUUCGCUUCCAUCAGUGCCUCCGCCACCAUAUUCUUUAGGGGAUGAAUAUCUGCUCGGCCUUGCAGGAAAUACCUCAGCUACAGGCCAUUCAGCAUGCGAGCUUCAGAGCAUAACCGUGAAGUCUGGUAGUCACUUCCUUCCAGAAAAGCCCUUCAGCCAUGCCCCUUCAUCUAACGUACUGUCCACGACUUCCGCUAUCAUCUAUAGCCCCACGCCAAUUCCAAACAAUUUUAGGCAGAAAGAGUAUUGCAAUGUCGCCAAUCUCAUACUCAAACUGCAACAGCCAGCUCCCGACAAUAGAAUUGUGGGACAAAAAGUUCGCGGCAAUUUCGGGUCUGAAAUAUGGGAGACUCCAGAUAAUGUUUCUAAGUUUGCAACGGCUCAACCCACCAAAAAGAGGAGAUAUAUCUCACGCACGUUCCCCGCUGACUCUUUCACCCAGCCGUAUCUCGACGAGUGUUAUGAUCGGCCAUAUGGAUACGAUACAAGCAUUGUUCCCUUGCCUCCAAAGGAGCACCAAUCUAUAAAAUCGACUUCUGGUUUGGACCUGGAAUUAGAAUUUUCUCAGAAACAAUCACGCUCUUUGCAAGAUGCUUACACCACGGGCCUGCACGAAUUCAAUACGUUAGCCAGGCUUCUACCAAGACUCGACGACCACUAUGUGCCCGUCGAGGCGUCGUUUUGGGGGAAGAAGGAACGAUUGACAUACAAGAGAAUGCAAUUAUUGGAGAAACGGCUGCAAGAUAUGGUAUGGGAGGGAGAAAGAAUGGAGCGCGCACAAAAGCGUAUCUAUGAAGAAUUGGAGAAGCGCCGAGAGACGAGGGAGCUUCUGGAAAUACCCCUCAGGAUUAUGGCGAGAGAGCUUAGUGAAAGGAAUGUAGGGAGGAGAUGGCUGACGGGAGAGAUACCGUGGGCAGAUGGUGUGAAUAUGGGGAAAGGCGAGCCGCAUGCGAGGAAUACUGUGGAUAUGGUAGACCGUCGUAGUAGACUUGAUUUGGCACGUCCAUAG
Messenger RNA from Sclerotinia sclerotiorum 1980 UF-70, 1107 nucleotides. RefSeq lists its product with no specific name. NCBI's taxonomy places the organism in Eukaryota, Fungi, Ascomycota, Leotiomycetes, Helotiales, Sclerotiniaceae. The transcript has a single exon. Bases 1 to 1107 code for a protein of 368 amino acids. The record is from RefSeq and is a predicted model, not a curated record.